This is a messenger RNA of Trematomus bernacchii (emerald rockcod), 3124 nucleotides long. RefSeq names its product lysophosphatidylcholine acyltransferase 3 (gene lpcat3). Gene Ontology annotation, cellular component: membrane. Gene Ontology annotation, molecular function: lysophospholipid acyltransferase activity; 1-acylglycerophosphocholine O-acyltransferase activity. NCBI's taxonomy places the organism in Eukaryota, Metazoa, Chordata, Actinopteri, Perciformes, Nototheniidae. The record is from RefSeq and is a predicted model, not a curated record. Gene Ontology annotation, biological process: phosphatidylcholine biosynthetic process; lipid modification. Bases 220 to 1620 code for a protein of 466 amino acids. The transcript has 13 exons.
GCCGACCUGUCAGCCCAUAAAUCCAAUCUAAAGCUGUUAAAACAAUAAAAGAGUGGUAUAGAUAGACCGGAGGGGAGGAGAAGUAGGAGGAGAAUCCCACAGUGUAACUUUGAAGCAGGUUGAAGGGCCUUUAAAGAGCGUGUGUUUGUGUGGAUGUCUGCCGUGAGUCAGUAGAGUUCACUGAACCGUCGCGAAGAGACGUUUCCGCCCACAAGAAAGAUGGCGGCUCCCUUGCUGGCGAAUCUUUCGGAGUCCUUAGGUUCCCCGGAGCCAGCAGUUCGACUAAUGUUAUCUAUUUUAAUCGGGUAUCCCUGUGCUCUGGUGUACCGGAAGUAUUUGUUCUACCAGACUGCCACCGUUAUAAACUUGUUCCACGCGAUAUCUGGACUGGCUCUAGCUGCAUUCAACUUUGGCCCUCAGAUCUAUCACUCUGCAGUAUGCGUCCUCGUCCAGUUCCUGAUGAUGAGGCUCAUGGGGAGGACGGUAACAACUGUCCUGAGCAGCUUUACCUUUCAAAUGGUGUACCUGCUGGCAGGGUAUUACUACACAGCGACAGAGGAGUAUGACAUCAAGUGGACCAUGCCUCAUUGUGUCCUCACACUCAAACUUGUUGGUUUGUCAUUUGAUUACUAUGACGGCGGGAAGGAACCAUCCGAGCUGAGUGCAGAGCAGAAGAAGUCCGCCCUCCCCUCGGUGCCCUCCCUGCUCGAGGUGUGCGGCUUCUCCUAUUUCUACGGAGGCUUCCUGGUGGGGCCCCAGUUCACGCUGCGCAGCUACCAGAAGCUGCUGGCCGGCGAGCUCACCGACAGCCCCGGAAAGCCUCCCAACAGCGUUACACCGGCUAUGAAGAGGUUUGCUCUGGGUUUUCUCUGCCUGACGAUAUAUACAAUAUUUAGUCCCUAUUACCCAGACAGCUACUUCUUAACAGAUGAGUUUGAGGCUCAGCCCUUCUGGUAUCGCUGUGUGUUUGUUCUGAUUUGGGCGAAAGUCAUCUUGUAUAAAUAUGUCAGCUGUUGGGUUAUAGCGGAGGGUGUAUGUAUAUUAUCGGGACUAGGCUACAACGGUGUGGUGGAUGGUGAGCACAGAUGGGACGCCUGUGCCAACAUGAAGGUGUGGGUCUUUGAAACCGCGCCUCUCUUUGGAGGAACCAUCUCUUCCUUCAACAUCAACACAAACGCCUGGGUGGCCAGACAUGUCUUCAAGAGGUUGAAGUUCCUGGGCAAUAAGACCCUGUCUCAUGUGACCACACUCCUCUUUCUCACUGUUUGGCAUGGCCUUCACUCCGGAUACCUCCUGUGCUUCUCCAUGGAGUUCUUCAUCAUCACCGUAGAGAGACAGGCCCUGGCGCUAGUGAAGGACAGUCCCUUGCUGACGAAGCUGGCCAACAGCCCUCUCUACCCCCUCAUCUAUUUAGUCCAGCAGUUUUUCCACUGGCUCUUCAUGGGCUACCCCCUAUGUUGCCGUUCUGUCUGCCUCUUCACCUUUGACAAAUGGCUCAAGGUGUAUACGUCCAUCUAUUUCUGUGGUCACGUAUUCUUCCUCGUAGCCUAUUUAGCCAUGCCACAUCUCCGAAAGGCGCUGGUGCCUAGGAAAGAACGGAGCGAGAUAAAGCAGGAUUAAAACUUGGUACUAAAACGGCAUGGUCCGACUAAGGCUAACUAUCCACUGAAGGGAACUGCGACUUUCGAGGAGCAGAAUGGAACAUAUUUUAAGGCCUUUAGUAAUAUAUAUGUCCAUGAAAAAAUAAAUUUCUAUAUAUUUUUGUGUUUUAAACGGGAAGGGUGUUUUUUAUAAACAUUCGGAGAAAUGUUUACAGGAAAUGACCAUCGUGCCACAUGGGGUAAUUGUGAGCCAAUCAGGAGCGAUUUCCUGUUUUUUUUUUUUUUUUGUAAAGAAACGUUGGACUUGUUGUUGAACUUGAGAGACUUUCAUGCUGUCGACACAGAAUUGCACUCAACAGUAACGGGUUCAGAGUCAACGGCUCCGAUGUGUUUUUUGUUCUCAUUUCUCUCUCACGUCUACCGCCCACAUUUUUGCAGCAGCGAGACUUCACAGGAGGUUAAAGCACAGCGCCAGCACAUGUGGCUCUUUCUAAUGUAAUACAACAAAAAUGCUUUGUGCAAAAAGACCUGAUUAUAAUAAUAAUAAUGAUAUUAAUAAUAAUUAUCAGGAGAGGUUAUUUCUUGAAAAUGGCUGCCAGUGGUUAUACAAGCACUGUAAAUCACACACUGUACACUAAUCCCCAACUCAAAAUGGCCUUGUAUUAAUGAAUGUUUUUACAGUACAUUUGUUUUGGUUUUUGAUUUGUGAUGGGGAUAUAAAAAAACUUGAUUUUAUAGAGUUUUAAUAUGAAAAAAAAGAACAUUUUGUAGCUUUGGGAUAAUAUUUCAUGAGAUAAUUUGCAUUGUUCCCUUACUUUUUCUCUGGUUUGAUGUUCCUUGAGGUUUUCUUUUGUUCCAUGUUUCCUCCUCUCCCUCUCUUCAGUCUCCUCCACUCCUCUGUCCUUCAGCUCGGAAAUGCACAGAUGCAAAAGUGAAACAUUGCAGAAGACGACUUGAACACUGCCCAAUAACACGCUCACUACAGUCAACUCUCUGCAUUCAUCCUAUCUCCACUAUGAUCUCCAUAUGGUGUUUUCAAAAUGACGAAUAUGUGAACUGGAAGCAACGGAAACAAAAAGAAUCACCGCUCUUCUGUUUGUAACAGCAGGCGGUAUUUAAAGAGGGUGAAGUAGAAGCAUCCCACUGGGGGAAUGCCUCUGGUUAGUUUAAUCUUGUUUGGGGGGUAGGGUUAUGGGGUAGGGGUAGGGGUAGGGGUGGGGGGCUGGAUUGUCUGAUCCAUGGCAUGCUGGAGGAAGCUGCUGCUGCUGCCGUCCGACACACACAUGGACAGGACGAACCUCACUGUAGCAACAGCCCAGAUUUUUAGUAAUAUUUAUACAUGACAUGGUGAUUAUUAAUUGAUGUGAAUUGCUAUUUCAAGAGACUACUUUUUUGCCUUAUUCCUACCAAAUGUACAAAAAGGAAAAACAAACUUGGGGAUGGAUUUGGGAAAGGGAGGGAGGGGAAGUGAUUUUCAAAUACAAUUUUAUAAUGUUCAUUAAAAAUGCUGCAUUUCAAGCAAG